GUCACAUCGGAGCCCUGUGCUCUUGGCCAGUUAACUUCUGGGAGCCCCAGAGUUCUUUGUUGAUACCUUUGGGGUAGCCCUGCUUGCACUGGUCCCUGGGGGGCUUAUGUGAAGGGGGAACCCACGUGCUCUGCAGCAAGGGCUGGAGCCAGGCUGCAGGGGAUGGGGGGUACCUGUAGCUGGGUGUCAGGAGGCCUCCCUGAAGCGGGGAUGUUGAGCUGGCAGGGAGAUGAGGAAGGACAACCCAGCCACAGAGACUGUGCCGCUGCCAAGGGCUCAGGCCCGCAGCUCAGGUUCCUUGGGCUGCUCAGAGGGAGUGCUCAGCUGUCUGGGCCACACUCUCCCUAGUGGGUUAGGCUCCAGUGCGGUUCACAGGCCAGCUCCCCAGGCCCCUUGGAAGAAGACCUCCUCCUCCGGGAAGUCCCCCUGCCUGCCCAGGCUAACCUGCUGACCCUCUCCUCGACCUACAGGAUACAAGAGGAGACCGCCGCCCAAGGUCACGACGCCCGCGGCCUCUCGCCGCCCGCGCACAACCGCCCGGGCAACAUUUCUGUGCCGCACCGACCCCGCCUGGCAUUACCGCCCGCCGGGGAGGCGCUACGGGGCCCCCGCCCACGGGAGCGCCAGGCUCCAGCGCCGCGCUGCAGAGGAGGGCAACCUCCCCAGCCGAGCCCCGGGCACCAGCGCGGCCAGGUCCCCUAGGUCCCCACCUCUCCUCCUCUCUUCCCCCACCCAGUUCCCGCCUUUGUCUUGCCAGCGUUCCCCAGGUGCCCGCCACCUCUCCUCGGUCCCCAGGCUUCCCCAGUCCCCCCAGAUUCCCCCAAGUUCCUCUACCUCUCCUCGGUCCCCCACCCGGUCCCCUCCUCCGUCCCUCAGCUCCAUCCAGGUCCCCCUCCUCUCCUGGGUCCCCGGCCCCACCCUCGAACCCCCACCCGGCGCUCUCCCGUCUCCCCAGCCCCCCGAGUCCCCCACCUCGCCUCGGCCCCGCCCCCGGCCCCCCGCGGUCCCUCCCGGCCGGCCGCCCUCGGCUCUGCGUACGAGGUGACGCAGGCCGCCCUCCCCGCCCGCCCGCCCGCGCCGCCGCCUGGCCGACUGCAGGGGCCGCUAACGGUCCCGCGCCCCUCGGUGUCCGCGCGCCCCCCCGCCCGGCUGACCAGCCGCGCCGGCGGCCAUGGGGGCUAGGAGGGCGGCGGAGCCGCUGCGCUCGGUGCUGUGGGUGAAGCAGCAGCGCUGCGUCGUGAGCCUGGAGCCCGCGCGGGCGCUGCUGCGCUGGUGGCGGAGCCCGGGGCCCGGAGCAGGCGCCCCCGGCGCGGAUGCCUGCUCCGUGCCUGUGGCUGAGAUCAUCGCCGUGGAGGAAGCAGACAUUCACCGGAAGAAUGGCAGCGGCGGCAGGUGGCAGAAAAUGGAGAAGCCGUCUGCGUUCACAGUGCACUGCGUGAAGAGAGUGCGGCAUCACCGCUGGAAGUGGGCACAGGUGACGUUCUGGUGCCCAGAGGAGCCGCUGUGUCACCUGUGGCUGCAGACCCUCAGGGCCAUGCUGGAGACGCUGACAUCAAGGCCGAAGCACCUGCUGGUGUUUAUCAACCCAUUUGGAGGGAAAGGGAAGGGCAAGAGGAUCUAUGAACGGAAGGUGGCACCGCUGUUCACACUGGCCUCCAUCACCACGGAAAUAAUCGUUACUGAACACGCUAAUCAAGCCAAGGAGACCUUAUAUGAGAUCAAUAUAGAUAAAUACGACGGCAUCGUCUGUGUCGGCGGAGACGGCAUGUUCAGCGAGGUGCUGCACGGCCUGGUGGGGAGGACGCAGAGGAGCGCUGGCGUGGACCAGAACCAUCCGCGGGCCGUGCUGGUGCCCAGCAGCCUCCGCAUCGGCAUCAUCCCUGCGGGGUCCACAGACUGUGUGUGCUACUCCACGGUGGGUGCCAGCGACGCCGAGACGUCUGCCCUACACAUCGUGAUUGGAGACUCCCUGCCCAUGGACGUGUCCUCGGUGCACCACCACGGCUCGCUGCUGCGCUACUCCGUGUCCCUGCUGGGCUACGGCUUCUACGGGGACAUCAUCAGGGACAGUGAGAAGAAGCGCUGGAUGGGGCUCAUCAGAUACGACUUCUCAGGUUUAAAGACCUUUCUCUCCCAUCACUACUAUGAAGGGACAGUGUCCUUCCUCCCUGCACAACACACAGUGGGGUCUCCGAGGGACGGGAAGCCCUGCCGGGCAGGGUGCUUUGUUUGCCGGCAGAGCAAGCAGCAGCUGGAGGAAGAGCAGAAAAAGGCAUUGUACGGCUUAGAGAGCGCGGAGGACAUGGAAGAAUGGCAAGUCGUCAGUGGGAAGUUUCUGGCCAUCAAUGCCACAAACAUGUCCUGUGCUUGUCGCCGGUGCCCCCGGGGCCUCUCCCCAGCUGCCCACUUGGGAGAUGGGUCUUGUGACCUCAUCCUCAUCCGGAAAUGCUCCAGGUUCAACUUCCUGAGAUUCCUCUUGAGGCACACCAACCAGUAUGACCAGUUUGACUUCACUUUUGUGGAAGUUUAUCGUGUCAAGAAAUUCCAGUUUUCAUCAAAGCACAUGGAAGACAAGGACAGUGACCUCAAGGAGCGGGGGAAGAAGCGUUUUGGGCAGCUGUGCGGCGAACACUCCUCCUGCUGCUGCCCAGUGUCCAGCAGCUCGUGGAACUGUGAUGGGGAGGUCCUGCAGAACACUGCCAUCGAGGUCAGGGUCCACUGUCAGCUGGUUCGCCUCUUUGCACGAGGAAUCGAGGACAACGCCAAGCAAGAAUCACGCAGCUGAGAGGCCGUCUACCCAUCGUCCAUCUUGCGCUUGGGAAGUGUGAAAAUUAUUUAAGAAAUUUACUACAGACCAAUUAUGUUGAUAUAUACAUUUAAAUUUAGAAAUUUAUUUUUGAUAGUUGAAUCUUGAUUUUAGAAAAAAUACUUUUUUGUCAACAAUUCUGUGUACAUAUCUGGCAUUUUAAGUUCUGUGUGCAUCUGUGGGCUGCGGUUCACCCAACUUACUCUCAGCAAGGCCUUCCUGUUGACCAGGGGCACUGGCUUCUUAGAUACUAGCAGUAUCAACCGUGUAGUUCUUAAAAUGGCCUGUUAGUGCUCUACUGCAAUAACUUUAGGGACAUUAUGAUAUGAGUGCUUUCCACAAAGGGCACACCAUCUGGGCAUGAGGGAACCCACUAUGCAGAUUCACUCUGUAGUUCGUUGUGUGUGGCCAAGUUUCGGAACACUGUGGGCUCUCUCUCCCUUAGUUUUGCCUUCACCUUAGUGUGUGGUUAGGACAGAGCAGCCUGAUCCUUGCUGUGCUGUGCAACGGCAGUGCAGCGCAGUCCUGCUGUGAGUGAUUCUGUGAAGGGGUACAUCCCCUGUGAAGGGCGCCAGGCACCAUGAGACGUGACCUCCAACCUCCAGGUCUCCCCCCAACCCAGCCCCGUCACAGUUGUAUCUCUGAGACCCCCCAGCAGGGGCAAGGACCUCUCGCUCUGUGGGCAUGUCAGGGCAGUGGGUGACGCACUGGCAAGAUUUGUUACUGUUUUAAAAUGUAAAACGGGGCUGCUUUGUGUCUACACAAAGUGCACCAUGUAGGGGGCCCUGUGGGGGGACAUGGGAAGCUGCACUCAGCAGGACAGGGCCGUCCCCAGGUGCCACUAGGAUCACCUCAGUGCAGGCCCUGAGCCUGGACACACAGUCCAGCUCUGUUCUCGUCUUCAUCUUGAGCUCUAUUUAUUGAUUGAACGUUUUGUCCUUUUAAGCCAGAGUAGUGUCAGUAGUGUCCUCCCCGACUCGCCUUUCAUUUUCUGCUGUCCCACGUGGGCAGCCGUGGCUGAGAGUCCUCAGUGCUGUAAUCACACUUGUGGGUGUGACAAGGUACAGGGGCAUGCCGCUCGUGCUUGGCUGUGUGAGGAGAGGGCAGGCCUGGCCGCUGCAGAGCGUGGGUGCAGACACCGCUCUCAGGGCGGGCAUCACUCGGGCUCCCUUGGCCAGUCUCAUGUUCAACAGUUAGCUCGGAUUUCCGGAAUUCCCUUUGUAGUGAUUUAUAUUUUGAAGUACAGACGCAACUCCUCAUUUCAUCAGCCCCAUACAGGUCAGCUAAGGGCAGCUUUCACAGCCUCUUGUUUGUUUCAGUGGACCAUGUUAUCCAAGACAGUUGUGCUGAUGUUGAAUGAAAGAUUUGAGUAAAAAGAGUGAAUGGACCCGGGCUGCUUCUACCUCUGUUGGGUCCUGGUUGGGAAGAAAACCAGGUGAUCGGGCCAGCAGCUUUGAGAGGGGCUGGCCCUGCAAGUGCCCAGUGGGUGGUGCCUUGGUCGCCCGUGCGGUACCAAGAGGGUGGUUUGAGGCUUUAGGCAGGCUGAGGAGGCUGAGGAGGCUGUGGAGUUCCCUUGGCUCUCUGGAGCUGAGCUGAAGAUUUAGCACAAGGUUUUCCCAAAUGACUCUCCAAAGUCUUCAUUGUUCCUGAAAAAGGUUUCCCACACAGUGGCUCUCCGUGAAACCCACUGCUCCACGGCCAGUUUGGGGAGAUGAGCACAGGCAAAGGGCACGUGUUUUGUGUUCCAUGGGAGACGCAGCUAUUGCACGUGGCCAGCUGCCGUGGUGGUCACCAACCGCACAUGGGCAUUCAGACUUGCCAAUCUUGGGACUUUUGUUGGGGUUCCAUGAGUGUCCAACACCCCGAAAGCCCCCUGAUACCUGCGCACACGAUGGGAAUGGCCGCUGAGACUGUCCUGCGCAGGAGGCCCUGACUGACAUCCAUGAAGCCUUCCAGAUGCAGCAACCACAAUGCUUGUACAUUGGGGUUUAAGGGAAAAAAAUCAGAAAUGAUAGUGAGAACAGAGGAUGCUCACAAGGGUCGAUCCAGGUUUCAGCUUCCUCUGUGGCUCGUUGGUGCAGAACAGGUGCUGAUUCUUGGUAAUUCCAAUCUAGGAGCGUGGGCGCCUGCCUUAGGUGGGGGACAUGACCUGCACGACCAUGAGCCUGAGGGGAAGAGUGAUUUUUGAUUUUCAUUCUAAUCUUGCUGGUUCCAAGAUUAGAGAAUGGCAUUAUCUGAUCUGUUUGAGAAGACAAAAAUAAAGUUACUCGGGCAGA
Nycticebus coucang (slow loris) is the source of this 5082-nucleotide messenger RNA. It is a transcript of the gene CERK, whose product is annotated as ceramide kinase. The record is from RefSeq and is a predicted model, not a curated record. Gene Ontology annotation, molecular function: kinase activity. The coding region runs from base 1172 to 2785 and encodes 537 amino acids. Lineage: Eukaryota; Metazoa; Chordata; Mammalia; Primates; Lorisidae. The transcript is spliced from 13 exons.